Molecule: messenger RNA, 294 nt
Organism: Staurois parvus
Lineage: Eukaryota; Metazoa; Chordata; Amphibia; Anura; Ranidae
Source: the annotation of a GenBank genome assembly
UACUGUGUCCGCAAUCUGGUCAUCCCCUGUACUGUGUCCGCAGUCUCUGGUCAUCUCCUGUACUGUGUCCGCAGUCUCUGGUCAUCUCCUGUACUGUGUCCGCAGUCUCUGGUCAUUCCCUGUACUGUGUCCGCAGUCUCUGGUCAUCCACUGUACUGUGUCCGCAGUCUCUGGUCAUCCCGAGUACUGUGUCCCGCAGUCUCUGGUCAUCCCCUGUACUGUGUCCGCAGUCUCUGGUCAUCUCCUGUACUGUGUCCGCAGUCUCUGGUCAUCAGUCCUGUACUGUGUCCGCAA